AUGUACCUGUCAAGGGGGUCGACAGUGAUCACAGACAGAACGGAGGAGAAGCUCUUCAAAAUGGCGGUCUCAGCGGACUCAGAUACACGCGGCAUGCGAAUACUGCAGCCUGAAGUGACUAGGCCCGAUCUCAAUACAAGAGACUCACUUAACGCUAUUUUUGACAGAUUCUGGGCUCGGCUCCAGGCCCGCACGCAAUCUGCGGCGUCUAAGCAAACACCACUUACAGAUCAAGCCUGCAGCACAGGGAGGCCUGGGAUACCUCUGAAAGGCAUAACACUGUACCUCACACUUGCACCUCGCACGAGACGCCUGCCUGGGCUGAGGGCAUUACGGGUCCAGACCCACAGGUACAGGCCACACAAGCGGAGGGCAGCAAAGAAAACGCGACAACAUACACCUGACCCACAGAAGGCCCGACGCACCACCCCAACAGGGGAGUCCCUGAACCCUAUAGGAGUCCAGGCUCGUGGUCAGACAGUACCAGCCCUCACACAGCUCCAGGGCCGAAGGGGCACUCCACCUUCCAGACGCUGCAUAGACUCCAAACGAGCAGCCAGACGACAACCACAGCUUGAUCUGCCACAGAGACGCACCCAGAAGAAAUCUGGAUUCUCCAGAGACGGUAUGGCUCUGCCGAGCCGAGGCAUUGGCUGACCGUGCCGUAUGCCCUCGAGCGAGGUACCCAUG
Molecule: messenger RNA, 690 nt
Organism: Pelobates cultripes (western spadefoot toad)
Lineage: Eukaryota; Metazoa; Chordata; Amphibia; Anura; Pelobatidae
Source: the annotation of a GenBank genome assembly